Xiphophorus hellerii (green swordtail) is the source of this 10227-nucleotide messenger RNA. Its product is annotated as dual specificity protein phosphatase MPK-4. Bases 354 to 1511 code for a protein of 385 amino acids. Lineage: Eukaryota; Metazoa; Chordata; Actinopteri; Cyprinodontiformes; Poeciliidae. The record is from RefSeq and is a predicted model, not a curated record. Gene Ontology annotation, molecular function: MAP kinase tyrosine phosphatase activity; protein tyrosine/threonine phosphatase activity; MAP kinase tyrosine/serine/threonine phosphatase activity. Gene Ontology annotation, cellular component: cytosol; cytoplasm. Gene Ontology annotation, biological process: peptidyl-tyrosine dephosphorylation; negative regulation of MAPK cascade. The transcript has 3 exons.
AAAGUCAAAUGUUUUUUGGUCCUGUUGACUUUCCAUAUUCACCAACCAGCAGCAGUUAGCUGGUGCGCAUUCUGCCCUCGUUCCUCAGCUGGACCGAUAUAACCGUUUUAUUCCUCAUGUCAGCCAGGGCUGCUGGUGAGCAUGUCUUCGCUCAUUUUAACCCGAAUUUCUCAACCGCACUAGCAGACUGACAUAACUCCUAGAGAGUUAGCUGUGUGUUUGGCUAGCAGCGAACCGAGCUGCUAACGGCUGAAGCGAUGUUUGUGAGAUGCAGCUGAAGUGCUGUUCGGCCUGGCAAAGAUGACGUUCCGACCGAGCCUCGGUGAUGCUCCUCUGGCUGCGGGAGGUGGAAGAUGGACACCGAGGACGGGUGGACAACUGAACUGACUGCUGACGAACUUCGAAAUCCGAAAGUGCUUUGCAGACACGAUGGGAGAAUCGGUUCUUGUCCUGAUCUAGCCAUGAGUAGGAGUGAGCACACUAACGCCAGGCAUGUUCCUGUGGCCCUCACUCCCCAGCUCCCUCUCAGAGCCCAUCGGCCCCUGUGCGCGUCGGUUUCCUCCGACAGCAGCGGCCGCUUCAAGGCUUUGGAGACUCAGGAGUGGAAGAACAACCUCAAAGCUCAGAUGGAGCUGGCCCACAGUGCAGGAGCGGCCAGCAGCACAGGUUCCCUGGAGCGAGCCUCCAUGUUCUGCGCGUUGGCAUCGGCCUCUCUGUCCAGUCCCGGCCUGCCCAGCCCCCCCGUGGAGACCCUCAGCAAGAGCAAAUCCUCCAGCCGCUUCUCUCUCUUCUCCCCUCCGUGGAACAGCAGCUCUGAGUCUGACUCCAACCCGCCAUCUCGCUCGGGCUCCAAGAAGCUGCGCAACUACAGCCGGAGAGCAGCCACGGGGCCGGCAGGGGCCCGUGCCCCCGAUGUGCUCGAGCCCAAACGGAGCGGCCCUGAACACUUCCAGUACUCUGAGCCGGUCAUUUCCAAAGUGACGGACUACAUCUACGUGGGUAACCUGAACGCGGCGUACAAUGGCCGCACGCUGUGUCGCAACAACAUUGACAGCAUCAUCGACAUGAGCAGCGCGCCUGGAGAGCCGGCCCCCUCCCUCAGCCUCAUCCCCUGCACCUGCUCCCGCGGGUCCCGGCACAGCUGGUCACGCCUCAAGGUGGACCUGGGGCACAUGCCGGACACGCUGGACGAGUGGCCAGCUCUAAAGCACUGCUGCUUUGAGGACAUCAACGAGUGCAUAAACGCAUCCACGGAGAAGAGGAAGCGCGUGCUGGUCCACUGCCGGGACGGGUUCUCUCUAGCGCCCAUGUGCAUCAUCCAGUACCUGAUGGUGAAGCAGAACAUGAGGCUAAUUGCUGCUUAUGAGCUGCUGAGAGCCAAGUACCCAGUCAACAUCAAGGAGUGUCACCAGAACGUUCUAGUGAGUCUGGAGCGAGCCCUGUGGCCCGGUGGGGAGGUGGACCCUGAGUGCUUCAAACAGGCUCUGUCCCGCAAGCUGGCCUGGACAUGAUGGCCUCCUUCACUCCCCACUGUCUGCCUGGCUGCUCCUUCUGUUGCUUUUUUUCUUGGGUUGGUACAUUUUCCACUGAAACCACCACGGGCAGCUCUACUUUCCUUCUAGAUAUUACUGCACUUCCUUUUAAUUUAUUUGGUGAAGAGAAAUCAUUUCCAUGUGUUUCUUUAUCAAAUAUUUAAAUGGAUCUGGUAAUAACAACUUUGUAUGCAAAUGCUGAACAUUUUGCUCUACACCUAAUGUUUCGCCAAUUCGUUCGCAUCUGGCUUGCAUUCAAAGUCUAUGUAGAGGCGCACCAGACCCAUCAAAAUCGCUCUAGCCGUUGUUUUCCAUUGCCGGCUUAUUUUGUCUGACGCAUCAGAUGCGCUUCCUGCGUCAAAUGGUUCAAAUCGUGCUGUGCUACACUCUUGAAACGUCUCAUGACGGGUCAUCGAUGGUCGUCCACAUAGACUUUGAAUGUAAACCAGACAUGCCUGACCCUCAAAACACGUUUGGUGUGAACGCACCAUUACAGUCAAUAUAAAAUAAUUAAUAAAGAAACUGAAAGUGACAAAAACAAUAUGUUGACUACCUUGGUCAAACAUGUAAAAACAAUCCUUCUUUCAGAUGGGUCAGAAAGUGCAGUUAGGAAUUAUAAAUUCAGGGUUUCCACCAAGGGUACCUUUCCAACUUGCUAAAUCUGGUGGUAGGAGUGCUAGGGCACUACUGCGUUUUUUAGUUAAAAUUGUUUAAAGUUCACAGAAAAUUUUAAAAUAUCACAAGGUCACAUUGUGUUAUUGGAAUCCAUUAUUAAUACCUAAACAGCAACUACAAAAUCUUAAAAAGGCAAACAUGAAAAAACCCUACCGUAAAUAAACAAACAACAUGUAGCCUGUUGGCGGGUCAGUAAAGCCUGGUGGCCCGCCAGGCUGAUAAUACAUUGAGGAAACCCCUGUAUAUAUAACAUAAAAUAAGCAACAGAGCAAGACGUUUCUCAAGGUGUAAAGCAUAGAACUAUACUGAAUAGAUCUGCCUUCAUGGUUCGAGCACAUUGUGACUUCUAGAGUCUUUUUUUUAAACAUUGUAAUCGAUACAGACAUUGACAUCGGACCGGUGUAUCUCUAAUUAUGACUUUGUUCUCCACCCUUUCUGUUCAGGACUAGCAUCCACAGCUGCUUGGCUCCACAGUGUUUUAUCUGUAGUCGUACAGUGGAUUUAUGUUCCUGUUUCUGUUCUACAUCAUGCUAAUGUUCUGUUUUUCUACAUCAGGGUAAAAUCUUUCAGUGAGCUAACUCAGGAGACUGUUGAUGUCAAAGCAAUGUGGCAUUUAUGUUGUUCUGUAGCGACAUAGACGCCUCAGAAUAUUGGGAGUAUUCUGUGGUGAAAACCAAGGCCAUGUUCGGACACUGAUCUUGGCUGAAUUGUGCUGGUAAUCUGAAGUGGAGUCAUACGUUCACAGAGCAAAACUAAGGUUAUGCAGAUGCGGAAUUCAUUUCAGACAUUAAGAGGAGAUAUUUCAGAUGUAUUCAUCAUGCCAAUGGUUGACCCGUUAGUUAUUUACUGUCUGGUUCUGACAAUGUGGAUCAGUGGUUCCCAACCAUUUUUGCGUCAGUCUUGUUAAAACCUUUAGCUUGAAGUGGCUAGACUUGAUAACUUUAGUUAGAAACUUAAAGCUGGGAUCACUAUGAAUGAUGCUCAACAGAAAGAAAUAUGACAGUUCCAUAUUUUUUUUGGACUCUUCUUAUUUCCUACAUAAGUUACAUCUUUCAUGCUCUAAUCACAGGCAAAUGUAUCUUUUUUUUCAUUUGAAUUAUUCUCCCUAAUAAAAAUUGUAUUAAAGAUUUAGUUCUAUGAAAUAUAUAAUUUAAAAAAUCCCCCCUUUUUUUUUUUUAAAGCAUCACCAGCACAUCACCUAUGUGCUGGUGAUGGAGUCAGCUAAUAUUACAGAACAUUACAUGCUGCAUGUAAUCAUAAUGUUUCUAAUCCACUUUUUAACAUGUUGGUCUUUGUUUUCACACAUGAGGAUACAAAAUAUUUACCCCAUUUCAUCCCUUUUACUGAGUUGCUAAAAAGUGUCAAGAAAGUCUUGCCAUUGGUUCCUCUUUGUGCAUUAAUUUUGAUAAAUUAUUUUUUAUUAAAACCAAAACAAGAGGGCAUUUAGAGAAUAAAAAAGCCUUCUAGCUUCUUCUUUGUAGCUCUUCUAGCUUUCUAUUUUGUUGACUUCUUGUGAUUUUUGUGUUUGUGAAAAUCUAAUUGAAACUUUAAACCUUGCAUACAUGUGCGAUCGUACACAACUUCUUACCGGCCUCCAGGUUGGGAACCACUGACUGUAACAACACUUCCUACAAAGUUCACCUGUCUAGUUUUAACAGAAGAAGUAAAAUCAACAAAUGAUGAACAGCUUUUUGUAGCACAGCAUCAGCCUGUAAAGAUUUCAACUGGGAACGUUACUGAAGUAAAAUAGCUGUUUUCACAAUUUUAUCAGUAUGGGAGAAUAACGGUGUGUAAAGAUGACUGGUCAUUCCACAUUUACAGAUUUUGCACUUUGCAGGAGUAAUUUUAAAAUGUCAUAACAUCAACUAGUGCCAAAAACACCCAAAACAAAAACUAAAAAUGGCGUUUACAGCAUUCCUGAUAGCCAUGUAAUUGUGUUAGACUUUGAUUUGUCCAGGGACAGCUUGCGUUCAGACUGCCUAACUCAGGGGUGCCCAAAGUGGGUCUUCGAGGGCCGGCAUCCUGCAUGUUUUAGUUCUCUCCCUGUUUUAACUCACCUGGAUCAAAUAAUGGCCUAAGAAGAAUAUUGACAUGCUGAAAAGAUUGUUGGUACUACCAGGGAGAAAACUAAAACGUGCAGGAUGCCUGCCCUCGAGGACCGACUUUGGGCACCCCUGGCCUAACUGAUUCUGGUGUUCAAGGCCACUUUUCGAUAAUAAAUAAUGGAAUCACGGCAAUUUUGAAAAUACUCUCAAUUUUAGCUAAAAGGUUUUGGUGCUAGGAUUCUGUGUUUUUUUUUUUUUUUUUGGCUCUAUCAAAAUUGGUUUAUUUCACAAAACUGCAACGGAAGCAUGUUCUUUGCAUCACGAGUCAUGAGCAACAACCACUGGUGCAAACCACAAAGACAACGACAGGAAGUAGUUGGAGAAUGAAGGAAGAGCAUGGUUUUUAAUAACUUAUCAUGUGAAUAAACUUAUUCACAUGUGAUUCUAAUUGUGCUUCUUGUGUAAUGGAAACAACAUAAUUACAAAAUUGUGAUUUUCUGACAUUAACGAAGCAUUGAGAAAGUUUUGCACACAUUUGUAAAUGAAACACAGCUAGUUUGAAUCUCACAUUAGCUCACAAACUCAAAUCUCACUCCAAGUUACUUCAGGUUCAGUGUGUGAAGAGUUGGACAGAAUUUAUGACCCAGUCAGUCACAUUUCACCAACUGGUCGACCACCGUGAGGCCACAUGAGUGAUGAUCUUGUUUGGAAGUCAGCUGUUCUUUCUGAUAUUUAUGGGUUUGGAUCUCAUUGGACUUUGAGUUGCUUCCAAACCUAGCUUUAAAUAUUCCACAUGUUGCAUCUCAUUGGACAUGUUUUCUUUGCUGGGCCUGUCUUUGUCUCCUGAUGGAAGAUGUGUGGUCUGACCCGUUCUCUGUGUGUCACGGUACCAGUUCAUGUGCUGCCACUUCCGUUCUCCAUGUUCCACGGCGUUGUUUGGCUUUUGCUCUGUCUGCGCUGAUAGCUAUUAUCUAUUGUUUAAUUUUUACUUUUCAGCUGCAUUUAAAUCUAUACCAAUAUUCCCAACUGCCGUAUUAAUAUGCACUAACCAGGUUAAGGCAAUGAAUCAGCAAUCUAGACUUGCUACUGUUUGGUCACUUCCUUUAAUGGUAAAAAUAAGUUCUGCCCAUUUAAAUGCUCUAAUUUUUUAAAAAUGUUUUUCCUGUAUUUAUUUUUAUUGGGCUGUACCUUUCCACAAAUGUUUUUGAGUUUAUCUUUAACAGAGGGUGAGAUGAUGAUCAUAUAAACUUUGGUUUAUGGUUUUGACCUCUUACGAUUAAAAUAAGAUAGUUUUAGAACCUGUUCAACACAGUGCCACCUGUACUUGUACCUUACAACUUGAAAGCAGAUGCACUAGCUAAAUCACGGACAGAGUGGUUCUUAUUUCUGUCUGCAAUGUAGGUUUGAAAAUUGUUUUUUUUUAAAUCAUAUUUUGGCACCAGUAGAUCUACUAAACUUGACAGUCGAAACACAAAUCAAAAUCUGCAUUUCCACUGCUGUGAAAAUCUAGUCUAGUCUUUGUAAAAUGAAAUGUACUCUCCAAUAUAUGAAGUAAUUGUGUUUAAAAAGAGACCAAUCAACAGGAAUAUCAAACACAAAAUAACAGCAAAUCAACAAAAGAACACAAAGUUCCAUUUCAGACCAGAGCAUCUUCUUUCACAUGUUAGCGUCCCCUACAGGCCUUAUGCCAAACUGCAAACUGGACUCAACAUUUGCAGACAAUGUAUUGAACAAUGUUUUCAAAGUUUAAAAUUCAGGAUCAAUGCUUUGAACUAGGAGUGGACCAUAUGGACUUAGAAAAUUAUCGCAAUAUUUUGUGGGACUAUUGUGAUAACAAAAAUGAAUUAGAAAUAUAUUAAUUUCUUCUUUUUAUGGCUGUGAAUGCAUGGAACAGCCUUCAAAGCAGCACAAACAAGAUUCUUGGAAAACAUUCCCCUUUGAAAUGGGCUGCUUCUUAAUCACACUUAUUUACAUAAGUGUGAUUAAGAUUAAACUGCAUGUAGUAACUGCAUCAAAUCAAUUUUCUGAUAUUUAUUAGAAAGUAUCAGUUUGUGCCCUCCUGGAACAAACAGUGGAGAAAAUAAUAAAAAUAGCUUUUCUGAUAAUUUUUUUUUACAAUAAACAAUACAAUAAAAACCCAACCCUUCUUUAAACUUCAUAACUGCAUCUCUGCCCUCUACUGCAUUUCUUUGUCUUCACAAUAAUGUUUGUGCUCUAAAAUUCUCUUAACAUUGGAGAAUUUGGACAGUCCUGCACCUCCUGCAGCUUUUAUAUCAGCUUAACUUAUUUUAAGACACACUUUUUUAUUCACUCAGAUGCCAUUAUUCUCACAUUUCAGCUUUGGAGUUUUUUUAUGUACAGUUUUUAAUAUUUAUUAACCGCAUAAAAAGCUAUUUGUAGCAGCAAAAUGCUGCUGGGUCCCAUGAAAAUCAAUACUUGUCAUUAUUUGAUGUUUCAUAGCAAUAAGUGGCUACACAUCAUCUAUUUGGCAUCUUCUAGUUUAGAUCUUUUUUUAAAUCAAAAAUAGUGUACACCACAUGCACAAAAAUCGGGCUUCAGGUGCUUUGGACCCAGAUGAUGUCACCGUUCAUAUAUGAAACUAUCUCUGUUUAACAGAGAGCCUUGGCUGCAGCAGCUGUUCUUUGUUGAAAAAAAGUGCUUUUAUAAUCGCUCCAAAAAUAGUGGAAAGGCUGGUAGCUUAUAUGUUUUUCAUACUUUCAAUAUUUAUUGGUGUUCUGGCUCAAAACAUGGUUUUCUGUCAUUUUAAGGUAGGCAUGUAUAACACUGGGUUACAAAAAAGUAUUUUUUGAAAGUUGUUCAUGUUUUUUCAACAGGACUUUUUUGCACCACUGAAUCUAAAAUUCCAUCCAUUUUUCUCAAUCAGGUUUUUAUUCUAAUUUUAUUUAGAGAAAUCUGAUUUUCUGACUAGGCUGAUGACAUUUAAUAUUUUUGAUCCAAAGAAGAUUUUAGGAGAAAAAUUUGUUUUCUAACAGAGCGUAUUAAUUAAGUGUUACAAACUUGGAUUUCUGUAAAUUGUAUAAUAAACACUGAUAAGGGUAAGUACUUGUAAAUUGAACAUUACGUCUUCAUUGUGUAAAAUUCUCCGUCUCUUUCCUGUCCUGAUGGAAUCUCUCCUCCUGCUCAUCAUUCAUUGAUCAGAUUCUCAGGAAACCGAUCCAGAUGAGAGAACAAGUCAUGCAUUUGAUGCUCAUGUUGCUCCAUAGCUCAGAAAGUUGACCUGAUUGAGCAAAACCAAUGUGAUUUUUGGAUUCAGCCAGUGUAAUAGAUCCGCUGUAUCACCAGUGUGAAAUUUUAGCUGAUGUUACUUUUAAGACCCUUAUCUUUAAAAUAUACCAAUAAUUAAAGUAAUUAUUUGCUAAGGCCAUAAGUUAAAUGCAAUUUAGUAAUCGCCAAGGAAAACUUUAAUUUGUUCAGAAUAACAAAACAUCAAUGGAGCUGCAGCAGAGUUCACCCAAGCUUUUUCUUUUUUUUUUUAUAUGACUUAUUGUGUCCAGAUUGGACAGAAAACGAUGCAUCUUUUCAUAUUUAGAUAUCUGGAGCUGAUUUAUUUUAUUUUUUUUAUCAGUGUUUAAAUGUCAGACGUACACCAUAACAGGAAACCGGAUCAUAACGGCUACAUGAAGGUAUGAUAUUUUGUACAUUGAUUUUGCUUGAAUCCUAAUACUUUGUAUUUGCUAUAUUUGGUCCCAACCAGACGGCGUCUCUCUUUAAGCACAUCGUUCUGUGAAGGGUGCGGUUGUAGUGGAAGUAUGGUGCCUUCGUUCAGCGUCGUUUUGUAUCCCCUGUGGUGACAUUUUGCACAAUUUGUAUGAAUGUAACCUCUUGACAUCUUGUACAGAAACAAUAUCUAUUUUUGGAUGUUUUAUUUGGAUGGAAGGUGUGCAUGUGACAUUUGAGUGACGUGGUUUUUGCUGUUCUCUUUGGUGGUUGUGAAAGCCUGGUAAACGAGCAGAUGUUGAAGUGCUCCUGCAAAGCGCUCUAAAAAAACAAACAGUGUUUUGGUGUCUUCUUGUUGUAAAUGAUGCACAUCAGUCCAAUUCUCUCAGGUGAUUUCUUAUUGGUCCACAAUGUUUUUAAUGAAUUUGAUGUUUUAAAAUGUGAAGCAAUGCAUUUCUCAUCUUUCUUUAGUUGAUGUUAAUUUCUAUUGUUAAAACAUUAAAUUGCUGUUGUACACCUUGGUGGACUUUUUUGUUGUUGUUGAAGUCAGGCAAUUUAAAAGUCCAAUAUAAAAUUGAGCUUAGAGUUUUAACAUGUUAAAAGAUUUUGUUUUUUAUUCUUACUGUGAAAAUCCUGAGUGGGUAUGGAAAAAAUUUGGUCUCUCAAUUGUUUUCCAGUGGCCUGGUCGUUAACGUCUCCUCAGUGUCCUCCCAGCUGCUGAAGCCUUACUUUUCUUGACCUGUGCUCCCGGACAUCCCCAGCCAUUAACAUGAACCACCGUUCAUUUUCUUCCUGCAUGCGUUGCUGAUAAACCUCUGCGUAACCUUUGUAGUUGGACAAAUGAACCUUCAAGACAUGAGCAGUCAUUUUUUAGAACCAUGAAGGUUUUUUUUGAGGUGGGAGGAUGGGAGGGUCAGACAUAAAUUUCCAGUGGGAAGUUUACUAGAAAUUCAUUUCCAAAAAUGAUUAUUUAAUGAUUCCAAUAUGCUUGACAUCAUGAAGCCACAAAUUGAAUUACCAGCCAUUAUUUUUGCUCUAUUUUGAGAAAGGUGAGUAAUCUUUGUUUGCAUUUUGGUCAGAUCUUGAAAAGGCGCAGGCGGGGUCAGUGUGACCCCCGUUGGACCUCAUGGGGUCUGAAUGAUCCCAUCUCUUUAGACACGGGAGGGUCAAACAAUAAAGGAGACUUUUAUUGGAUGUAAACAUGUUUCGGUCAAGCUAAUGUGUUGUAAGGGUAGAUGUCAUGAUCUAGAUGUAGAUAACAUGGUUUCAGAUGUAAAACAUUCAGUGCUGCAUGAUGACGGAAGAGGAUUCUGGGAAGCUUGAGUUCCGGUGCCUCUGUCUGUCCUUGAAGACUCAAAGAGCUGCUGUCAUUUAAAAUUUGUUGUUACGCCCACACAGCGUAUAUCCUGACUGCUGUAACAUCUGAAAAACUGGUCAUUUAAAAAUGAAAAUGAAAUGAAUAAACUAAAGCAUCUGCAUGUAAAGUCAACAUAAGUAGUAUUGAGAUAAAGCCCUGUAGUUUUUUGUAAUCAGCACACAUCUUAACUUUAGAGAACUUGAUGUGUCAGUUUGUGACGUUCUUUCUGUCUGGACUCUCUGAUUCUUGCCUCUGUUUUUAGACAUGCCUCCCUGUCAGAGCCGUUUCCAUCAGCAGAGAAUGUGUCAGCUGUUUGCUGUUGAUCUCUCAAUGUGGUCGGUGGUGGGUGGGCUUGUUUGAGGGGCUUUCAUGUGAUAGGGAUUCUUGAAUUCUUAUUCCAAAUCAGAUGGACAAAUUCUGCCUGAGUUCUGCUUUGGUCAUGUUUCCUCUUCCUAAGGAAGCAUUACUUCCUGGGAACCGAUGCUUUCCUGAAAUGGUCUCACACUCAGAAGGAUUUCCACAGUUAUCUGUUUUGGUAAACAUUAAAAUGUCUGUGGUGACUGAUUUCUAUAAACACAAUGUGUACUUAUUAAAAUUAAUUUCAUGAUUAUUUUAUCAUUCAGGGGUUUAAAACAAAUCAAUACCAAGAUAUCAGAGUGAAUAACUCAGACCGGCUGCACCUGCUGUUUGACCAAUAUCAAACUACAACAUGUAAACUGAAUGGGAUUUUUGAUCUUCACAGCUGAUAUGUUUUUGUAUUAUGAGCUGGCUGAUAAAGAAGGCUGGUUCUGUUCUGGUUUGGUUCUGGUUUUGUUCUGUUCUGGUUUGGUUCUGGGGACUACUUUGAAACUUCUGGGAAUAACGGUGCAAAGAAAGAUUUUACAUAAAAUCAAGAAAACUAUGAACCAUCUGACCAUCCUCUUGAUAAGAUUAUUUUUUU